Asterias rubens (European starfish) is the source of this 5157-nucleotide messenger RNA. Its product is annotated as zinc finger protein 232-like. Bases 280 to 2349 code for a protein of 689 amino acids. Lineage: Eukaryota; Metazoa; Echinodermata; Asteroidea; Forcipulatida; Asteriidae. The record is from RefSeq and is a predicted model, not a curated record. The transcript is spliced from 2 exons. Gene Ontology annotation, biological process: regulation of transcription by RNA polymerase II. Gene Ontology annotation, molecular function: RNA polymerase II cis-regulatory region sequence-specific DNA binding; DNA-binding transcription factor activity, RNA polymerase II-specific.
UCUAUUGAGUACACAGAAUAAAAACACCUUGCUUGCACUGGCUGGCACGAAUGUAGUGUAACUAUGCGCACGGAUCUAUGACCACCCCACCCUUUGAGGGCGCAUCCGGUUUGCUCUUUUCUGUUUUUCUCGUCAUUGUUGUUUGGUUACCGCGGUGGAUGGACACCGAACCAGAACUGCUCCGAUUUGCUGAACUCGGAUGGAAUAACAAACAAGAAGCAUAUAGAGAAGGAGACAGAGUGAUACUUUACAACAAGUUCACGCUGAGACACACUUGAGAUGAAAGACACCCAGGCAAUGGAAACCUGCGUCAGUCCCAAGCACAUGCAGUCAGCAGAGAGCCCGUGGUUCAAGAAAACCGCAAUCAUUCGCCCUUAUCACAACUUACCAAUUCGUCGAAACUCCAUGCAGUCCUGGAGCGAAUCAUCAUCAACCGCAGUUGGACAGCAGGCCGUUCUCCGAAUCGCCGACGCACCUUGCGAUAGCUCACAAGAUGCCACUGAGCCCGAAAGGGUACCACCAGCUUCAUGUGAUGAUAACGUUGGUGAAAAACCAUUCACUGCUGAAAAGGAGCAGACGACAGUUUGCCAAUAUUUUGGCGCGAUAGUGUCGUUUGCGAACCCUCAGCAAAUUUUGAAGGACCAACAGACAACAGCAACAACUUCCACAUUUACACCGAGUAGUCUUGUUAUUGAAGGUAAAGGCACCACCGUUAAUGGAGAACUAUGGAAAAGGACCCCUCAUCACAAGCCAAAGAAAUGGAUGCAGGGUGUUUCUUCGGAUAACCUUGGACAAAAAGCUAACCAAAGUCUUUCAACUGCAACACAUUCCACUCCACUCACGCCAACAACAUCUCAUGAUAAUCAGGUGGUCACUUCAAAUAAAGUCCAGUACUCUAUCCCUUACCACCAUGUACAUCAAUCGACCACCUCUUCAGCCAGUGAGAGGCCGGCAAACCCAAGAGAAACCGCCUCCUCACAAAACCAUAGAAAGCCAUCAAACUUGUCUGAGAUAGAGCAACGCCAGAGAGGUCCGCUCAAAAAGCGUCAUAUCCAUUUCCAACCAGAAUUAGAAGUGUUGGAUUUGAGCGUGAAACGCCUGAAGUCAGAGCCGGGCAGCAAGGUCAUGGGCCAGCAGAUAAAAGACGAAAAGUUCCUGACAAGUUGUGCCCAAUCCUCGCAGAGUGUUGGGGUUAAACCCGUACAUCAACGGCUCAACGAGGGUUUUUAUACUACGGUGAAGCAGGAGAAGCAGUCAGAAGUCGACGAGAUGGUUCAGCCAGAAACCCAAUCUUACAGGGGCAUUUUCCGAACGGGAGAGGGGUUAGAGACGGAACGACUAGACGCGGGAAUCACCCACUCGAACCCGAGGCCCUUGCCCCCGUCAAUUCAAGGCUUCCAACCCGGCGAACUUGGUACUUUUACCGGUACUUUCAGCAAUAUGUAUGCCCCUGGGGGUAUACCCGCACCCCAGUACAACACAGAACUGGUGAGGCGCUGGGUUUUACAUGUGACUCAGAACAAUGAAAUGCACGCCAUGCAACACCUGCAAGCGCAGGUAGUCCCUGAUGCGGAGUCGAACUUUUCAUCCGCAGCGGCCGACGCCAGUCAAGGCAGUAUGGUGCCCAUGCCGAAGUUCGACACCGGUACAAGGGGCCAUCGGAAUGCAGCCUCCUUUCAUGAGAAGCCGUACGCAUGCGAGCACUGCUCGUCGACGUUCAAGCAUCGCCACCACGUCGUAAGGCACAUGCGUGCGCACAACGGCGAGCGUCCGUUCCACUGUCCGGACUGCGGUGCGGCGUUCGCACGCAAGUGCGUCCUGACCAAUCACCGUCGUACGCACACUGGGGAGAAACCCUACAUCUGUACGGAGUGCGGCGAUACGUUCAGUCGCAAACACCACCUCGUGAUCCACCAGCGGACGCACAGUGGCGAGAAACCGUACCGGUGUCUGGAAUGCGGAGCGGCGUUCGCAAGAUCACACCACGUCAACCGGCACCGUAGGACGCACGAGCUCAACAAGGCGCAAGAGGAGAGUGACACAAUCUCUUUGCCGGGAACCGCCAGGUCACCGAACGCUAGCGAUAUCGAACAUCUUCCAACAACUCUUGCAAAAGUCGGAACAGAACUUAUGGUUCCUCAUCCGGUCGUUAGGACCAACCUUCCGGCACCACAAACAGAUACUCGAAAUGAACUUUUUGUAUUGCCAAAAGAAGUUACUCCGGGUAGUCCGGGCGUCCUUACCGAGUCAGGAACUGAAAGUGUACCGGCUUACACGCGGGAAACACCGGUAACUCAGCAGCCUUCUGACAGUGUUGAUCGCCAAAAUGGGCAGGUACGAGUAGUAUAGCCCUGAAGUGUUAUCCUCAGACAUGCAAAUAACAUAUUCAAAUCACACAAAAUACUAUAAUAAAAAAAUAAUUAAAAAAACACAUAAUUAUUGCUGCAUUUUUGAAAUUUGGCAAUCAUAAUAUUACCAGUGUUUGGUUGACAUGACCACCACAUCAAUGUUGUUUUAGGUGUAAUAUUUGUCCUACUUCCGAGUUUGUGGGCCCUUUGAAAAAUCAGGAAAAUUGUGAUGAGUUAGCCUGACAAGUCUAUAGAGCUACAGCAUAGUGUUGGUCAGUACUCGAUAAAAUGGCAUUACGUUUAGUCAUACUUUUUCCCAAGGACCAAAUUAUAUCUUGCCUGAUACAACGACUCCGAUGAAGCACUGACGGUGCUGAAAAAAAGUAAUACAAAUUCUAAAAUACACAUUGUUUGAAAGAAAGGGCUUUUCUUAUCAAAUAAAAAGAAUGAAGUAUGAGACGUUUUCAAUGACUUCAUUGUGACGUUAUAAAUCCAAGCUACGUCAAUGUGCCACUCGUUUUAAAGGGAGUGCAUAUAUUAUAAUAGGCCUACCUUUGGGUAAUUAUUGACCAUAAAACUAUAUACUCCGUAACAAGCACUGGUAAUGAAUAUCAUUUUGAGAAACAAACCUUCAGAGGAAUGUGUGUUCCUAUUACGGAUUAUUCUUCUUAUAUGUGAGGACAUAACCGCUCCAGAUUUUUUUGCAAUAUCUCAAAAACGCUACCACCUUUUGAAAUGAAUUUUUUUAACAGGUUUGUGUUAAUGAAUACAUUACAAUAGGAUUUAAACGAUUCAAAAUACCAAAGGUUAUAAAUUGCCUUUCAGUGUGGCAGUUUCACACAAUAAUUCAAGGCAGCUUUUAUAAUAAAGCUCUGCAUUAUUUUAUGUGAAGUGUGUGCGGGGAAACUCAAAGCAAAAGCUGUCUAGACCUCACUUGGUUAACCUAUUUUUCUCUGCAAAUAUAUCCUCCUCGAUCACAAAUGUAGAUUACGUAUUUUAAUAUAAGGAUGGAUUCAAUUUAACUCCAUGAAACGGAGAGCACAUAAUACUAAUUGGCCACCCCCUCUGGUUUAGGACAGCAGACGUUCACAAAAGGUCAACCCAGUAUAUUUAGGGAUAUCUUUGAACUAUAUCUUUUAUUGCAACAUUAUAGCCCUAUUUAUUUGAAAAGGUCAAGCCCAGUUUGAAAUCAAUGCAGGAUCAACUUUGCCUCUAGUGGGGGGACGAAAAUAGUUUUGAGAAGAAAGUUUAUGCCCCACUGAAGUAUUUCCAAUUUGGUCAAUAUUUUAUGGGGGCGGAACCUGCGGUCUGAAUUGAGGGGGCGGGGCUAGGAAACGUCCCCUCUCGAAUUAAUUGUCACCACAUUGUGUUACGACGUAAUGGGAAUUCUUGUUUAAUUUUCUUGUUAAUUAUAAUGUGGUGUUAUCCCAUCUGAUUUGAGAUUUUUUGAUUUUUUUUUUCCAAAGUGAUUUGGGUUUUAAAAAACAGCAGCUGGGCCAAUCUCAUAUAGAGCAUGUGUGAACACAAACACUUACUAAGAAAAGAAAACUCUUGCUUGGCAAAAAUAGGUUAUCUGCCAAAAUACCACAUUAUGUUACCAUCGCUGUGACUGAAAAUCUUGAGAACAACCGUUGGAAAACUAUUUCGUGCUUUGGCAGUUUUUGGCUUUAAAACCGAAUUGGGGCACUGACGUUUUUAAUAUACAGUAAACCCUAAGUUAAGGUGAGUGGAAAACCUACACACACAAUAAGGGUAAAUAGCCACAGAAUAACGUUGUUCCCCACGAUAUACCAAGGGCUUCGCAAAUCAAGGGGUGACCCGGUGAACCUACAUGGCUAUGAUCCGAAUACUCAUGACAUCCAAACACAAUCAACAGAAGCAAAAUCUGAUGUAUAAUCAUUGGUAAUAUUGCGUUUGCAUGGACGAGUCAUAUGACAACUGACACAAAUUGAGCACUCAAAAAAUCCCACAACCAGUGGUGUCUAAAAAAAAAAAAGUAUAAUAAAGUGUUUUACACCAUUAUCACCGAGGCAGUAUAAAUAGUCAACACCCAAGGAAAUCACUCGAUUCAAUGACCCAACCGAAGGAAAAAAGUGAGAUAUUAAAGACUUUGGCUUCCUGUGACUUGAACUUCUCAGGAAGGGGACUUCCGGAAAGUUCCCUCAAAGUUGGAAAGUUCCUUCCAAGUUGUAAAAGCAAAGGACAUUUAUUAUAAAUAGCCAAGCCCGAUCGUCAGGAAAUACAAUCAUGGAAUCUUGUGUGAUUGCAUUUUAUGCAACACAGCUCUGCGGACUAUUAUUAAUUUUAUUCCAGACUUUUCAUUAUUUUGACCAACAAAAUAAGUUAUCUGUUGUUCUUUAUAGGAACACUAAAUGCCGUUUCUGUGUGUGUGGGCGAAGAUACUAAGUAAUAUUAAUAGAGCAACAGGAUAGCACAACAAUUAAGGAAAAUAUUAUAAACUUUCUUGCUUUGGUAGAUGUUAAUAUUCGCAUUGGGGAUUUGGUUUUGACCUCUUAUAUACACUGAUGUGUUAGAGUAGAAAACAAAUUAUAUUUCUUGCUUUGGUGUACUAGUAACACAAAUAUUUUUGAGGUAUUCUAAAAUAUCCAGAGAAUAUACAUGUAUUAUUUAAUAUGGUUUAUUAUUUUGUUGUAAAGUCUUUGAACUCAUUCAUAACCUGUUGCAAUAUCUGACAAACCUGUGGACAAAAUCACUAGGAGCUUUAAUAGACCAUCUGUAAACAACAAACUAAAAGAUUUUUUAAAGGCAGUGGACACUAUUGGUAAUCAAGCAUCAGAAAGCACAAAAC